Molecule: messenger RNA, 1329 nt
Organism: Penicillium longicatenatum
Lineage: Eukaryota; Fungi; Ascomycota; Eurotiomycetes; Eurotiales; Aspergillaceae
Product: phf1/phf2 family PHD finger domain-containing protein
Exons: 1
Coding region: 1-1329 (442 amino acids)
Biological process (GO): regulation of DNA-templated transcription; chromatin organization
Cellular component (GO): nucleus
Molecular function (GO): chromatin binding; DNA binding
Source: RefSeq, a predicted model, not a curated record
AUGCCCGCCAUCAAGCGGGAGAUCAGCCACCUGGAUCAGGAUGUCACCAAUGUUCCUGAGACCCGAACCAGCAGAUCUGGCCGGGCUCUCAAAGCCCCCACCAUGUAUGAACCAGCUACUGCUGCCUCUCGCAAAGGAAAACGUGCCACCAAGAAGGAGGCCAACAUUACUUGUGUCAAAUGUAACCGGGGUAGCUCCCCCAGCAACAACAUGAUCGUAUUUUGCGAUGGUUGCAAUGAUACCUGGCACCAAAAGUGCCAUGAUCCGACGAUUGACGACCAUGUCGUUCAAGUUGCGGAUGCUGAAUGGUGCUGCCACAAGUGCAAGCCUACGCAGGAAAUGGCCGCAGUCCCGAAAAAGGGAAAGACACCAGUCACCCAGAAGAAAAAGGUGCCAGCUCUUGCAAAGGAAAAGGCACCUAUUCACCAAAAUGAAGAUGCAUCAGCUUCUCGAAAGGGAAGGGCAUCAGCCACGCCGAACCGAACCGCACCAGCUGCCUCAGAGGAACCGGUCCCAGCUUUCACAAUGGGACUGCUACCUGCCCCCCAAAAGGGAACAGCUUCAGCUCCUCAGAAGCGAAAGUCCUUCAUUCACCCUCGAACUGGACGAGCUGGAGCUCCUCCACGAUUUUGCAAGGGUACGGAGUAUUCCAUUGAUGCAAGACGUGCAUAUUUAUCCCAGCUCGCCCAUGCCGAGCUGGUCGAACUCGCAGUCAACCUGUCUGUUGAAAACCCGCAAGUCGAAAUGUUUCCCCGAGACAUGGAGAACUACUUCAACGCCAACUACGCAUACCCGACUCAACACCACUCUACCGGCGCUGCUGCGUUAAAGAAGAGACGUCGGGAAGAUUCUCAAGACUCUAGUCCAGCGGUCACAAAUGCCGCAAAAAGGGCGAGAACCAUGCCUCCCCCCGAAAGACCUGCUGCGAGGCCAAAUACACGCUCGCAGUCUGCCACCGCUUCAUUUGGAAGUGGGCGCAAUCACAAGAGGGUCCUCACCUCAAAUUCCAUUCCUAGGACCUUACAGGACAUCCUUGACAAAAAGGCCCGUGACGCAGAAUUCUAUCGAACAUGGUCAGGGACGGCAUCGGCAUCGUUAUCGUCAGCAAUGUCUCACAAAUCUGAAUUGUCGCAGAUGAUCCUUGCCAAAAUACCAGACCACCGUCAGUAUCCAGCGGCCGGUAAUGGCUUUUCUUUGGCAAUGCAGCCUGAAGACCUUGAUAUUCUCCAGGAGGAUGAGGACUGUAUCACAUUCAGUCAUGCAUUUGAUGCAGCAACCCAGGGUAUUUCUCGUAUACGAGACAUGCUGAGAAAUACUUUCCAUGGAUAG